Molecule: messenger RNA, 2799 nt
Organism: Galleria mellonella (greater wax moth)
Lineage: Eukaryota; Metazoa; Arthropoda; Insecta; Lepidoptera; Pyralidae
Exons: 14
Coding region: 312-2618 (768 amino acids)
Source: RefSeq, a predicted model, not a curated record
CUGCCUAUUUUAAAAGGGAAUUAGGCUGAAGAUAGAAGUCGUUUCAUAGACUAAAUAGGCUUGCACUUUACAACUGGCAACUAAUAUAUCUGACAUACUCUAUCACUAUUCUUUUUUCAACUUUUCUCAUUAAACUGUCACCUUUCAGGUUUUGUGAAUUUUUGGUUAACACAUUUUUUUUUUCAAAUUUAUUUUUGUUAUAAUUAAAAAAUUGUUUAUAUGGUAGCCAUAUUUUAAGUAAAUUCAAUAAUAAAGUUGCAUUAGUUUAAUGUUAUUGAUCUAAUGUGGCGAGAUCCAUUUCACGAUAUUCGAUGGAAUGUCACUCGAGCGAUAGUAAAAAAUUAUUUAAAGUAUUUGACGCAUCGAAACGCAAACGAACGAGAAAAAAGGAAGGGGUCGAUGAUACUAAUUCCUUAGCCACCGAUGAUUCUAUCAGUCAGGUAUGUCAAGAUAAUAUACGUCAAAAGUCGUCGUCGGCUAAGGCUAGUUUGCAAGAUGUCCCUACAGCCCAAACAAUAAGUGUACCCAAAGAAUUACAUAAUGUUAGAAGAGAUAGGGAUAGCAGUCCUUCAAUGACCCGUUCACCAGAUGCUCGCCAUCGAAAAUUACGUUCACCCGUCGACGGUCACCGACCGUCAAGAUCACCGCGACGCCAUCGCCGACCUACAAGGGACGGCAUAUCACUAGCAUUGAAAGCUGGACUCGUGUCUACCCCUCGUUCGAUUUCACCAUUACAGGAAGCAGAUAUCGGCUUAGAGUCUAUUCCCAAAGACCAAGAUUCAUUUAUUUACGCGUUCCUUGAAGAAGCAAUUAAAAGGGAUAAAAGAAAGCAGCGUCAUUGUCGGCGGCAUUACGACGAGUACCAAAUGAGCCGCGACAGAGAUCCGUCAAGUGCACGAAGGCAUCGCCAUCACCAUCGCCACCGUGAGGAUGCGCCAUCUAGAGAUUAUGACAAGUCGUCAAAAAUAGUAUCAGCGGCACCUGCGAUUGAUCAAGUAGCUCUCUUCGAAACAUUCGCUAAGAUAUGUGCGCAGUUGAAUGAUAAAACAACGCACUGUGCUCCUCAAGUACCUCACACUCAAAGUCACAAGUCAUUGCAAUGCGAAGUGGUGUCAAGACGCAACUCAUGUGAUGUAAAUCAACAGCCAAUAAGAUUACGUAGUCACGAACACUCCAGAGAAAAUGUGUCAAAAAUGAGAAGCCAAGAGAAUUUUCGAGGUAGAGUUCAUAGUCACGAUAAAAUCCCCACUAACCAGCUCCACAGGAGUGAGAAACAAGAGAAAUGUGCAUGUGCUUCUCAUUACGAUAAAGAUCCUCAUUUCGCGAGUAAACUAGAUUUGAAUGCAUCGAGAAUUCAUAAUGUUGUAGACGAUAGAUAUCGUGAGUAUCCGUCUAAUGCCGCUCCUACUAGAAACGGCAUAAAUCAUUCUUAUAGACCCCCUCCAAUUGAGCAUAGGAGUUAUAGAGAUUAUGAACGAGAUACCAUGGCAUCAAGGCACUGUUACGAUGACAAAAGAAGAUCUUUCGAGCAGAAGACGAGCAGAAGUUUUGAUGUUCAUAAAGAAGUUUAUCCGGAUGAUGAUAAAUAUUGCCGCAGGACAACAAGAAGCGACGCAAAUAAGGAAAAGCGUUAUGAUGACCAAAAAGACAGAAGAUAUGAUGAAAGAGAUAAAUAUUUUAAUGAUAGACAUUUAGAAAGAGAUCGUUUCCACAUGUCGAGUAAAGACAAGCGGUCGAGGCGUCAUAUGGAGAGGUUAGAAAGGAAUUCUUUCGCAUCAAGAGAAGAUGACUAUAGAGAUAGAGAUAGAUAUUCAGAACAUGGGAGGGACUCUGGACUGAGCGUUGCUGAUGGCGAGACUAGUACAAUUAGUGGGCGGAGCAAUUAUUUGCGAGUGGUCAAACAGGAAAUAUCGGAACAACGUGAAGCAAUGGAUAAAAUGAUGAAAUUGUGGAAAGAAUUGAUGCGAUGCUUCAAAGGGAUAUCGUCACAAAUGCAGGGCCCAGAUAAAGCUGUUCAGGAUUCGCCUGCGAACGUUCGGGAAUCCGCAGCAGCACAACUUCGUUUAUGGCGGGAAUGUAUGCGGCGUUACGAGACGGUGGCGCGCGACGUCGGCGAUACUGACGCUCGACUCAUGGAAGAGAUCAACAAACAACGUUCUGAAAUGGCGGAAAUGGCUAGCAUGUGGCAAGAGUGCUUGCAACGUUACCGCGAGAUGAGCACAGACUUCAACAGUCUUAAACAACAGUUAGUGACACCUGAGAGCCCGACACGAAUGCCUGGACCGCCUCUAGUGUGCGCCGAGGGCGAAGGCACCGUACCUCCUGGCCCGUAUUGUCUACCACCAGGCUAUCCGCCGAUUGGGCCUAUGCCUGUUUAUGGUAAUGGCGGUUCCCCGCUGAGACCUCGUGCGUCCGCGCCGCCGGCCUGGUGGUGGUGCGGAGAGAGGGCUCGACUUUCGCCCAGGCGCAGGUCUUCACCAGAGUCCAGGGGCUCUCGAGACAGAGACCGGGAGAGAAGACAUCGACACAAAGAUAGAGAUCGAGAUGAUUCGAGAUACAAAGAAAAAUCUUCAAAACCCAAUGCCGCACGUUCAGAGCACAGGCACAGGAAAAGAUGAUCAUUAAAUUCGAGUAGAUAAUGUUAUAAAAAAAACUGCAAACAAUCUAAAAAAAUGUGUUGUGUCUGGAAAUUUUAUAAAAGAAUAAAUUAAAAAAGAAAAGUUAGUUUUCAACGUGUAUUCAGAGUCGUCUACAAAAUGUUUUAAAUUUUUGUUUAGAUCUAAUAAAAGUAUAUAAAAA